This is a messenger RNA of Schistosoma haematobium, 1693 nucleotides long. Its product is annotated as Eukaryotic translation initiation factor 3 subunit K. Gene Ontology annotation, cellular component: eukaryotic translation initiation factor 3 complex; cytoplasm. NCBI's taxonomy places the organism in Eukaryota, Metazoa, Platyhelminthes, Trematoda, Strigeidida, Schistosomatidae. Gene Ontology annotation, molecular function: translation initiation factor activity; ribosome binding. The transcript is spliced from 6 exons. The record is from RefSeq and is a predicted model, not a curated record. Bases 812 to 1585 code for a protein of 257 amino acids. Gene Ontology annotation, biological process: regulation of translational initiation.
AGACUUUCCAUACUGGUUAUGAUACAGCACCAUUCGGAGUUAUCCGUCUCUCGUGGUCUAGAAACAGAUCGCCUACGUGAAGUGCUUCUUCGUGGAUUGUGUGACCGUUUACGGUCGUUACGACAUUUAAGUUAACAUGUAAAUGUACGACGUAAUUCUGUAAUAUCAUUCUGGGCCGUUUGAAGCUUUUCUUUGACUGAAAAAACCUCGGCAUUAGAAGAUUUCGUGAUUUCUAAGAUGUGGUCGGCAGAUGCAGCCAGCUCGUCUAAGACGUUGUUCUGAAACGAGACCAGCACAGCUUGCACCUAUUGAGGAAGUUUGGAUAAGAAAUGUUGUUUGAAUAGGCCAUCAUCGUAGGUUCUUUGGCAUAUAACCUCUCUCAUUCCUUGUAACAUGUUUGUCGCUGAACCGUGUUGCCAGCCGAUGUUAUUAAAGACUUGGUCUAACCUUUGUCGAUCAGUUAGGUCUCUGCGUCUAAGGAUAGAUCGUUUCAGUGUCUCGUAGGGUUCCGAAGCAUCACUAGUAAACACGCUAGGUGUUACGUACCUGUUGAAUUCGCGCGGUAUUGCCUUGACUACUGCGAGGAAUUGUGCACUUAUGUCGUUCACGCCAUGCUCGUAGAAGUUGGCUUCUGUGUAGCAGAGCCAGGCUUUGAUGUUGUCUGGACAGAAGGGCAUUAGUGAGAACUCAAGUACUUUGGGUGUCUGUUCAGUCAUGGUGAAGUAUCGGAGUACGAGAAUGAACGAGUGAGAAAAUAUAUUUAUCAAAAACACGGAAAAAAUCACAGUGUAUAAAAAACUAGAAUAAGGCAAUGAUAUGUAAAAUCCCAAAAAGGAACAGACCCUCAGUAGGCGGAGCGUUUACAGGCGCGUCCCUUGAAGUGUUUCACGUUAUGGAUCGUAAGACAGUCAUCAAAAGCAAACUACAAGGAAUAGAGAGCUAUAACCCUGAACACAUAACAGCACUUGAAGAACAUCUUUCAUGGCAGAUCAUAAAUAAUGAUUAUGAUUUCGAAGCUAAUUUAGCUCUGCUUAGAUUAUAUCAGUUCUAUCCGGAACGUUUCAAUGCUGAGUGUGCGAGGUUAGUGCUGCUGAAGGCAAUUAUAAGCAUGAGUCACUCAGAUUUUACAUUGUGCAAGUACUUGAUUCACCUAGAACAUCUCAGUGAAGAGCCACUUUCACAGGUUGUGGAACUUGGGUUUCUCCUGGAGACCUGUCGGUUUUCUGAGUUUUGGACGAAAAUUAAAGAAAACCCCAAAGUUUUUUCUGCUAUCCCUGGAUUCCGUGAAUCUGUAUGUAGAUUUAUUGUCCAAAUUAUAUCUCAAACAUAUCAACGUAUAUCAAAACCCUUAUUAAUGAGCUUUUUGGAUAUGUCAGAGAAUGAUUUAAAACAAUUUAUUAAACAAUUUGAAUGGUCCGAAAUCACUGAUCAUCAUAAUCAACUUAUCUUAAUUAAUAAUCAUGAAGAGAAUAUUAAAUCAAUACAAAUACGUGAACGUGUCAAUUUCGAUUCGAUCACAUCAAUGUCCGGUGCAUUUAGACCAUCAAAAAGUGAUUUUUUCAUUAAAACUAACAUACAAUCAUAAUCAUCAUGUCAAUCAAUCAAUCAAUCAAUGAUUUAUUUCAUUAAAAAAAAAGAAAAAAGAAUAUUCCAUUUUUAAAUCAUUGAAAUAGAAGAAAAAUCUUCUUUGUGU